This is a messenger RNA of Eucalyptus grandis, 420 nucleotides long. RefSeq names its product neural Wiskott-Aldrich syndrome protein-like. NCBI's taxonomy places the organism in Eukaryota, Viridiplantae, Streptophyta, Magnoliopsida, Myrtales, Myrtaceae. Bases 1 to 420 code for a protein of 139 amino acids. The record is from RefSeq and is a predicted model, not a curated record. The transcript has a single exon.
AUGGGAGCCGAAGACCGGCGGAGAUCGAGCUUCCGUCAUCGCCUCUCGCCACCGUCGUCGCCCACCGGCGGAGCCACCGCCGUUGCUCCGCGGUUGGCCGCACCUCACCGCACGCCCUCUCUUCCGCCCCCUCUCUCCCUCCUCUUGUUGGUGCGAACUGAAGCGGCGAAAGUGAAGCGGCAUCCGGCGUCGCCUGGAAGGAACCGCGACCCGGGCUUGGACGCCGCCGCACCGCCGCCCGCGCGUCCGCCGCUCGCCACGCGCUCCGCCACCGCCCCUUCGCGCGUGCCGCCCUCGCCGUGCGCGGUCGGCCCGCCCCGCCCUGUCCGCCCUCAUCCUGGCCAUCUCCGCCACCGUUUGAGCUCGCCGGACCUCCCCGUCCCCCUCGCCCUCCGCCUCGGCUUCCCUCGCCACCACUAG